Rubroshorea leprosula is the source of this 1927-nucleotide messenger RNA. NCBI's taxonomy places the organism in Eukaryota, Viridiplantae, Streptophyta, Magnoliopsida, Malvales, Dipterocarpaceae. The record is from the annotation of a GenBank genome assembly.
AGUCCAAGGGAGACUAACCAAUAUUCUGGGUGAAAAGUUUUAGGUACAGAUGUGGCAUAAGAGAUUCAUCAGAAUAAACCUCCUGUGCUGCUAGUUCUUUUUCAUCUUUCUCCCCAAUGAAAGAUAUGAGAUAUUCAGCUGCAGCGCCACAGAUUGUGAAGAUUGUGAGGAUAGUUGUCAAGUUUCAUCCGUUAUUGACAGUAACUAGUCUUAUUUGCCAGGUAAUACUCCUGCAAGAUUGGAUUGAAGAAGAGGUGAGCAAUCAAUGGAAAGCUCUCAAGGUGUAUUGCCAAUCAAUAGUGAGAGCUCUAUUGGAUCCGAUUACUGAGAAAAUGCAGAAUCUAUCAAAAGCCCUCCAGAUGCAUCUCAGCCAUGGAGCAGAAACGCGUCAGCUAGAGACCGAACUGCUGGGUAAACUUGCCUUAUUCUCUGCCACAUUUCUUCUACUGGAUACAGAAGUAAGUUCCAAAUAUGAUAAAAGAGGGUUCAAAACACAGUUAUUGUUGCGUAUUGGCCUUGAGCUACUAAAACUUUCAAAGCUUUGGAGUCAGCUCAAACUUCUUCGUGCAAGGUGCAGCUAUGUGACAAAUUUAACAUCAAACUUCACCUUCUUUAUUCUAGCAAUUGUUUUUGCAAAAUUUUAUGAUAAUUCCUUGAGGAUCCUCGGUUCCAUGUUGUUCAUUGCAAUUUAUUUACUAUGUCUGUUGGUGGUAUUACGACCACGAACAGAUUUUGGAUUGUUUAGUUUCAUCAUGGGAGUCAUUGGAUCCAUUACUUAUAACCACUUCAAAUUCACGUCUCCCACAUGGAUAAUUGCCUUCAUCUGUUUUGUAUUGUUCAGUUUCAAGAGCUGGUUAGAUAUGUACUGGUUUGAUUUGAAAGAAAAUCAAUUACUAACCUCUACAAAUACCACAACUGGAAGCACCAGCAUGUUUUUGAUUCUAUCAUCAACAAUUGUAAAUUUCGUAGGAUCCAUCUUUUCGUAUUAUGUUGUUGAAUCUCCCUUGUCUGAUUAUAAAGUAUGGUUAGCUAGGGCAAUCAAUAGCGUGAUGUGGAAUGUCCGCUUCUAUAAGUUCUAUCCCAAAGAUACCUCACUACCCUCUACAAAUACCAAAGGAGUCGGUGAUUUGAUUUUGACCAUUGCAAAUGUUGCACAGGGCAUUUUCGUGUUUGGUCUUUUCACAUUUUCUGUGGCAGAUUAUAAAGAUUGGUUAUUUGCAGCAAUCAGUUAUGUGACUUUUUGUUUCUGGUUACGAAGCCUUUUCUCCAAAGAUCUAUCUUUGCCCUCUACAAAUGCUAAAAGUAUCACAAGUGUGAUUUUGUCUUUGUUAUCUAUUGCCAAAUACAGUAUUAUGGUGUUAGCUGGUUUGGAACCCCGCUUGUACUACAGAGAUUGGUUGAUUGUGAUAACUUGUUUUGUACUGUGGUGGGUUCGGUUACGUACAUCCUUUCCCAAAGGCCUAUUACCAUUGUCCACUGCAAUUGAAUUUAAAGCUACGCAAUGGUGGGCAAUGAUGAUAAAUACCCUAGUUUCAGAGAUCAUAUAUUGGAUAAUGACUAUCUGCAACAUGCAUUAACAAGGAUGCUUAGAAAAUCAGUUACAAACCUCUACAAAUACCACAACUGGAAGCACCAUCAUGUUUUUGAUUCUAUCAUCAACCGUUGUAAAAUUCGCAGGAGCCAUCUUUCAGUUUUAUGUUGUUAAAUCUCCCUCGUCUGAUUAUAAAGUAUGGUUAGCUAGGGCAAUUUGUAGCGUGACGUGGAAUGUCCACCGCUAUAAGUUCUAUCCCAAAGAUACCUCACUACCCUCUACAAAUACCAAAGGAGUCAAUGGUUUGAUUUUGACCAUUGUAAAUGUUGCACAGGGUAUUUUCGUGUUUGGUCUUUACACAUUUUCUGUGGCAGAUUAUAAAGAUUGGUUAUUUGC